AUGGACCGGUUAGCACGUCUUCUCAGUUGCGUGCUGCUGGCAAUCCUCCCCCUCGCCGCGGCCCUGAAAUUCGACCUCCAUCCCGUCGCACCACACGACUCGGCCAAGUACGAGCGAUGCGUUAGGAACUUUGUUGCCAAGGACCAGUUGGUGGUUGUCACGGCGAUUCUGGACGGAUACCGCGGAGAUGGACAGAGAGUUGAUAUGCAUAUCCGCGACGCAAUGGGCAACGACUACCACCGCCCCAAAGACGUAGUGGGCGAGAACCGCUACGCCUUCACCUCGCACGCCGACUCAGCCUUCGACGUAUGUUUCGAGAACAUCUUCACCUCGUCCGGCUCGUCCAAGAACAUCGCACCCCGCCACGUUGAGCUCGACAUUGACAUUGGCGCUGACGCCAAGGACUGGAACGCCAUCCAAGCCGUCGACAAGCUGAAGCCUGUAGAAGCGGAACUCAGGCGGAUCGAGGAGACAGUUGGCGAGAUUGUCACCGAGAUGGAUUACCUGAGGAGUCGCGAGCAGAAGCUGCGUGAUACCAAUGAGAGCACCAAUGAGCGCGUCAAGUGGUUUGCGCUGGGCACUAUGGGUAUGUUGGUUGGACUGGGGGCUUGGCAGGUUGUGUACCUCCGCGCCUACUUCAGAAGCAAGCAUCUCAUCUAG
Molecule: messenger RNA, 660 nt
Organism: Alternaria ventricosa
Lineage: Eukaryota; Fungi; Ascomycota; Dothideomycetes; Pleosporales; Pleosporaceae
Gene: ERV25
Product: vesicle coat component
Exons: 2
Coding region: 1-660 (219 amino acids)
Biological process (GO): intracellular protein transport; Golgi organization; endoplasmic reticulum to Golgi vesicle-mediated transport
Cellular component (GO): endoplasmic reticulum-Golgi intermediate compartment; Golgi apparatus; endoplasmic reticulum
Source: RefSeq, a predicted model, not a curated record